AUGCUAACUCUAAGUCUUCCGACCAUAAUAUUCCAGCAGGAUGUGAUUUAUCCCCAUGUGUGCCCGUGUGAAGUACCUGGAAGUCAUUUUCUCCGAUCCCUUCGAGGCAUUGAAGUAGAAGUAGAUAAACUGAAGAACAGCGAGGCUGCGGAGCUGCUGGUGACCAACCAGGAGGAGGAGUAUGUUGCCGGCAAGGAGCACAUAUUCGACACCCCGCCCACCGAAGAUCCGCACUACAUAGUAUUCGUGCAGCUGCAGCUGUUCAAGAGAUAA
Molecule: messenger RNA, 273 nt
Organism: Drosophila teissieri
Lineage: Eukaryota; Metazoa; Arthropoda; Insecta; Diptera; Drosophilidae
Product: protein crossbronx-like
Exons: 2
Coding region: 1-273 (90 amino acids)
Source: RefSeq, a predicted model, not a curated record